This is a messenger RNA of Pelobates fuscus (common spadefoot toad), 2297 nucleotides long. RefSeq names its product anoctamin-10-like. The transcript has 13 exons. The coding region runs from base 92 to 1942 and encodes 616 amino acids. The record is from RefSeq and is a predicted model, not a curated record. NCBI's taxonomy places the organism in Eukaryota, Metazoa, Chordata, Amphibia, Anura, Pelobatidae.
UCUGAACAAACCUGUCUGACGUGUCUCCUAUCUAUCUGUUUAAUAGAAUUCACUUGGGGAGAAAUCACCGAAAAGUAACACGCGGCAAGCGAUGGGAUCAUGGACGGCCAUUUCCUGCAGCUGCUGCCAAAUGGAUUCAAUCCUGACUCUUGCUGUGAUCCAACUCAGACCAGACAUCAAACCUGAGGCCAAGCAGUGGCUGACGGCGCUACUGGAGGCCCCCGCAACAAUCGGAGGGCCACACAUUUUAGUUCAUCCUGGUGAAGAUGAUGAGGGUCACAUUCUCCUUCUUUCGGCUACUGAAUGUCUUCUUCUACAAGCCACAGAGCACCUUGGCUAUGCUAAGAUGGAUUGCCAUGGGUUCAUGCGCUCAUUUUGUUAUUCUUCUAGAGCCAACUUUUUACAUUCAGAUAAAAGAGAACUUUUUCUGUCAUUAUCGGAGCAGCAGUUCCUGUUGAAAUAUGUUGUGGAAAAUCUCAAAGUACAAGAAGAGACUUCUAUCCCUGGAUAUCCCGACUGCAUCCUUUACCCAGGACAACACGUUGUUCAUCUUCUGCAAAAGCUGAACAUUGUUGUCAAAUUCUACCCCCUUCAUGAUAAACCGAGACUGGACAGCUUAAAAUCGAGAUGGUAUGCACAGUUGAACCUCGCACCCCAACCUAUAGAUGCUAUCUGCUCUUAUUUUGGGCAGUCUGUAGCUUUUUAUUUUGAUUUCCUUGGAUAUUUCACAGUUUCACUCAUGUCGAUGAUGCUUCUUAGUUAUUUUUGUGCCUUUUUCCAGGAUUCAUUAGAUAAAUAUGUCGUUUUUGCUCUUUUUAACAUCCUUUGGUCUACAAUAACUAUGGAAUUUUGGAAACGUCACAGUUGUGUUCAAGCUUAUUUUUGGGGAACCCUGCAGUGGAAAAGCUAUUUAAAACCCUGUCGGGUUCAGUUCUGGGGAACUUUGACUAAAAACGCAAUUACUGGGAAAUGGGAGCUCUACUAUCCUCCGUGGAAGCGGGUGCUGAGAGUCCUUUUUGUGACUUUACCUAUAGUUUGCCUGUUUUUGGGGCUGACGGUUGAUGGAAUGUUAAUGUUUCUCUAUUGGGAGAAAUGGGCUCAGGACCAGUACCAUAAAAGCAAUCAGUUUUUUGCCACAAUCAUGUUAUACCUGCCCAGUGUUAUUCACACAUUUUUCAUGGAGAUUUUAAAUGCUCUCUAUAGGAAAACUGCUGCAGCGUUAACAGAAUGGGAGAAUCACAAACACGAGUCUACAUUUCAGAAUUACCUGACCGUCAAAGUACUUCUGUUUCGUUUUCUAAACUGUUUUGGCCUCUUAUUCUACAUUACCUUCUACUUGCAAGAUGUUCAUUUACUGAAAAAGCGCUUGUCUUCAUUAUUGAUUGUAUCCCAAACAAUUAAUCAGGUCAAUGAAUUCCUGCUACCGUAUCUUCAACAAAAACUAAAAGUAGGCUUCAAGUCACAGGUUGGCACUAACCCAUUCAUUGAUGAAGUGGUUUCAGAUGGAGAUUUGCCCUCCUUUUCAGGAUUAUUUGAUGAUUAUAUGGAGCUCUUUGUCCAGUUUGGGUAUGUCAGUCUUUUUUCGUGUGUAUACCCCUUCACAGCUGCUCUUCUGAUUUUAAACAACAUUACAGAGAUCCGUACAGAUGCUUUUAAACUGUGCCAGGUUUUCCAGAAACCAUUUCCUGAAGCUGCGGACAGUAUAGGCAUCUGGCAGGUUGCCUUUGAAAUGCUUGGAUAUUUCUCGGUUAUCACCAACUGCUUCUUAAUUUCCAUCUCUCCAGAAGUCCAGGCUUUUUGCCAAGAAUAUGAGGUGGGACCAGAAUCGUUCUUGCUUUACAUGCUUGGAGCAGAGGUCAGCACAAUGAAUUCCAAGCGUUUCCAGAAGUAUGACAAAAUCCCUUCGAGAAGUUGCAUCAAUUGUGUGAAGUGUUCCAGUUAAUAAAAAAAUAUUUUAUUCAAGCUAAUUGUGGAUGUUUACAAAAAGGAGAGUGCGAGUUAUGAUGGUGAAUCGUUCUCUUUGGAGCCUGAUAUUUAAUUGUUGAAGGCCGAAUGUUCUGUAACCAUUUUUUUAUUUUAUUUUUAUGUUCUGUCUCAAUAUAUUUAUCACAAAACUUAUUUUCUCUUUCUGCUGCUAUGAAAAGAGUAGAGAAAGUGUAAAUCAGAAUAUCGGCAUCCUCUUUUAAUAAACAUUGCCUUUUUGUCACUUGUUUAACAAAAAUUUCCUUGUGAUUUAUUUCAAUUUUAUGUUUAUUCAGUUUUACAUCCAUUGUUUAGGUUGUGAACUUGUAACAUAU